GCUCGAUAUAGGCACAACUUCGUACGGAAGGUAGAGUAACAAGAGAUGAGACGAUCGAGGGUAGACUCCCUCCAUGGGUCCAACCUCGAGCGGGCCGUCGCACUCAGCAAACGUUCUAAUAGCGCCUACAAGCAAACGCUGCAGAAGCCGCCUUUAUUCAGAAGAGCGUGUUCAGGACGACGAAGGCUCGCGACUGCGGCGCAGUCACAGCUACUUUCUACCACUGACAGGCAUAGGUCAUCAAAUGCUAGCGACAAGGUUAUCAAUGCUGCAUUUUAGCUUUAUGCUGGCAAUCCACGCCUCUGCGCAGUGCACUUGUAGCAAGCUCCGGAAUAUUGACCACUCCUAACUGCACGCGAAAUAUGCCUUUUGGCCGACAUCUCCCAAAGCAAUCUCAUCUCAUGCUCCAUCUCCACGCCGAACCCUUUUGUCUGAACAUUCUUGCCGGCUCUCCUUGCAGUCGUGCAUGCCGCCGGCGACGUCCUUGACCACGUCCUCAAGCCUUGUCCCGAUCAUUGCUUGCCCCGUGCGAAACUUGAUGCAGAUG
Messenger RNA from Baudoinia panamericana UAMH 10762, 547 nucleotides. RefSeq lists its product as uncharacterized. The transcript has a single exon. The record is from RefSeq and is a predicted model, not a curated record. Bases 74 to 349 code for a protein of 91 amino acids. Lineage: Eukaryota; Fungi; Ascomycota; Dothideomycetes; Mycosphaerellales; Teratosphaeriaceae.